Messenger RNA from Lutzomyia longipalpis, 1714 nucleotides. Its product is annotated as ribokinase. Gene Ontology annotation, biological process: D-ribose metabolic process. The record is from RefSeq and is a predicted model, not a curated record. Bases 121 to 1086 code for a protein of 321 amino acids. Gene Ontology annotation, molecular function: ribokinase activity. Lineage: Eukaryota; Metazoa; Arthropoda; Insecta; Diptera; Psychodidae. The transcript has 2 exons.
UGACGUGAUCCAAUGGAAGCGAAAAAAACGUUUAUCAGCUGACAAGAGUGCAGAUAAUUUUCUCAAGUUGAGAUCAUGUAUUAGAUCAUUUGUGAGUAGGAGACAAGAAUUCUAUUAAAAAUGGAUGAAGAUUUUGAUGUUGUCGUCUUGGGGAGCUGCAUAAUGGAUUUUAUCAGCUAUGUCCCGAGACUACCACAAGUUGGUGAGACAAUUCAUGGAAGUAAGUUCGCAACAGGAUUUGGUGGGAAGGGUGCAAAUCAGUGCGUUGCAGCAGCAAGGCUCGGUAGUCGAUGCGUCAUGGUAGGGAAAGCGGGUCAGGACUCUUGGGGAAUUGAGUAUAGAGAUCAUCUCCAGAGAGAAGGCGUUGACAUCACCCACUUUGGCCUGAUUGAUGGUCAAAGCACAGGAAUAGCCCAGAUUAAUGUAUCCGUGUCUGAUGGGGCGAAUCACAUAGUCAUUGUUGUGGGAGCCAAUAAUUCUCUUUCCGUUCCGGAUGCCGAGGCUGCAGCUGCAAAAUUCCCCCGGGCAAGGGUACUCGUUUGCCAAUUAGAAACACCCGUAGAUGCCACAAUACGUGCUCUGGAACUUUUCUCCGGCGUGUCGAUUCUCAAUGCUGCACCAGCACUUGAGAAUACACACCGGAAACUUAUUGAACUUCCCACAAUCUUAUGCGUAAAUGAAUCUGAAGCAGCUAUUAUGACUAAGUUGCCCGUGAACACUGUUCAGCAAGCAAAGAAUGUCAUCAGGGAACUACAAAAGAUGGGGGCCAACACGGUAAUCAUUACAUUGGGAUCCAAUGGAGCAGUUUUUUGCGAAAAAUCUUCUUCCACAUGUAUUCACGUGAAAAUUUCUCCUAUGGACAAUGUGGUUGACACAACAGGGGCUGGAGAUGCUUUUAUUGGUGCACUCGCUCAUCUUCUGGCAAAAUUGGGACAACAAACUGUGUCUUUGGGGCAACUUGUUGGAGCUGCAUGUGAAAUUGCUUCAAUGUCUGUUAAACUACCCGGAACACAGUCCAGCUUCCCAAAAAUUUUAGAUUAUGAAUCUACUAUUUUGACGAAGACGUACAACCUACAAGAAAUUUAAGAAGAAUAAAAUAUAGAAAAUACGAGGUAAAUUGUCGCUUCGCUCCAAUUUACCUCGCCCCGCUUCGCGGGGAUUUGUUGCGCUUCGCGCAAUUUUUGAAGAAAAAAUUGUAAUGGAUUAUAAGUAGUUUGAGUUCACUUAUCAAUCCCGGAAAAAAAUUUUGCAAAGAGAAGAAAUCAUUUUCAUACAACACUUUAGGCACCAAAUUCAAAAAUUUGCAAAAACUGCAUGAACUUUAUAUGAGGGCUACCUGAAGGGGGGCUUUGGGGGGAAAAUGAAUACGGCCAUCUGAAACCGCCUGAUAUAAGGAGCCUCUGUACCAAAUUUCAUCGCGAUCGGACAAACGGUGUGGAUUUGUAUAGAAAAGUCGGAACGACGAUUACCAACAAACAGGCCUUUCUUUAUUAUAUAGAUUAUGUGGGCAUGAAAAUUUUAAUAGAUUUGCUUUUAGAAGUUAUGAAUGAUCUAUAAUGUAACGAAGUAAGGUAAAAAAAACUUUAUGUAAGGAAAUAUUAUAUUGUUAGCUUUGAGGCAUACCUACAUAAUAUAAUUCACUUUUUUAUUUAAAAUUUUUCUACAUUUCCCUUUCUACAACAUACCUACAUUUUCAAUUAAAUCUUUUUAUCAU